CCCUUGCUAGUUGCUUCCUAUAGUAAGCCUUGCUUCCUCUCGACCAAGGCUAGCUUUCGCAAUGGCGCCAUCGACCAAGCUCUUCCUCGUGCUCCUCGGCCUAAACUUGAUGGUCACCGCUGUGCACGGUGGUUGCGGACCCCACUGCCCUACCCCGACCCCACCGCCGCCUCCAUCGACCAACGGCGGCUCGUGCUCGAUUGACACGUUGAAGCUGCGCGUGUGCGCCAACGUGCUGAACCUGCUGAAGCUCGGGCUUGGCGUGCCGCCCAGCGAGCGGUGUUGCCCGCUGCUGGCCGAUCUGGCCGACCUGGACGCUGCGGUGUGCCUCUGCACCGCCAUCAGGGCCAAGGUCCUCGGCGUCAUCAAGCUCAAUGUCCCCGUCGACCUGGUGCUCCUGCUCAACCACUGCCACAAGACCUGCCCGCCUGGCUUCACCUGCCCGCACUGAUCGAACAAAGUACUCGGCCAAGCAUGGCAUGCUGCGUACACAUGCCAUGCAUGCAGCCGUCUAUACACCACUCCAGUUUGUGUUUGAGUUCAUCUAUAUGUCUUGUGCAUGCCUAGGUUCUCUGUCAUGCAUUAGCAUUAUGCAUGCAUGCAGUGAUCACUAGGUAGGUACGUAAACAUAAGUGCAUGAAAGUGUGUCAAGUUUGUGGUGUCCAAAUAAAUGACCCACGUAACCGGGGAUUUGUAUCAUCAUCUGAAAUACUGUACCGGGCGCCUAUAUGCCCCUAGCUUGUAUCAUCUGAAAUCUGAUGAAGUUGUGUAAACUCGAGAUGUGUGUUACAUA
Messenger RNA from Triticum dicoccoides, 793 nucleotides. Its product is annotated as cortical cell-delineating protein-like. Bases 62 to 451 code for a protein of 129 amino acids. NCBI's taxonomy places the organism in Eukaryota, Viridiplantae, Streptophyta, Magnoliopsida, Poales, Poaceae. The transcript has a single exon. The record is from RefSeq and is a predicted model, not a curated record.